AUGAGCUACCAGCACACCCCAGCCAGCAUCGCAGGACAGCCCCACCUCAUCAGACACCCCCCACUCCCGCCGAACAGACACCGCCCCGCAGAGUCACUCCACGCCUUCCUCGCCAGGAUCGACUAUCUCGCAACGGCACCAGACUCACCCGCCUAUCCACCCACAAAACAGAACAUCAGCCGCUGCCCAGAGAUCGCCGCAGAGAUCAUCAAAACACUCUACAGCUUCGCAUUCGAGCCAGAAUGGGCCCCCCACUUCUUCCCCAGCACCGCCUUCAACACCCUCAGCCCAUCAGCCCACACCCCUGUCGUCGGCCUGCCCGACAUCACCCCCGACUUCAGCCUCACCGCACUCCAGGGGGAAGAGGCAAUCGAAUACGCCGAAAACAGGCGCGGAAAACCUUGCGGCCAUGUCUUCCAAAAGGGAGAAGGCGUCUACCAUUGCAGUGACUGCGGUAUCGAUCCAACGUGCGCCCUUUGUGCAAGAUGCUUCCUGGCCUCCGAUCACACCGGACAUGAUGUCACCUACUCCAUCCAUGCCAAUGGAUGUGGAUGUUGCGAUUGCGGGGACGAGGAGGCGUGGAAGACGGAUAUCAGAUGCAAGUACCACUGUCUAUCCACCGAUCAGCCCGCCGCAAACCAUCAAACACCACCACCCAAGACGACCAGCAGCUCAACACCACCCGAACCACUCCCGAGCCCAUGCAAGGAACUCAUCCAAGAGAUCGUAGCCAUCGCACUCGACUUCCUGCUCAUCACAGUCGAUCGGAGCCCAGAAGACAUGCGCCCACCUGCAAACAUCGAUGCCAUCUACCACGAACUCAGCCGCCUGGAAGAGAACGCCUAUCUCGGACGGCCCCGCAGCUCACCCUCCCUCCCAGACCACUCCAUGGAUAUCGACCUCCCAUUCUCCCACCAUCCGACAUCCUUCCAACUCCAGCACCAGGCUAUCGCCAACUCCAUGGAAGAAGCCGGCAAAUCGUCUAUCACCGGCGGGCUCCUAUCAGCUUUCCUGGGCGGUGGCAGGCCGGCCGACAAGGGCAAAGGCAAGAUCACCGACUCCACCCCCUCCAACUCGACCUUCGGCCCUUCAUCAAUCUACCCACAAUCUACUACCGCUCAUACCACCGCCCAAGGCUCGUCAAGAGCACCAGACACCAACCACUGGUCGACCUGGUCCCAUUUCCCAACACCCAUCAAACCCACCGAUCACAACCUCCGCGGAUCCGGCCCCUGGGGAGUAGUCCUAUGGAACGACGAGAGGCACAGUUAUGCCCAGGUGAUCGACCAAGUCUCGAAAGCCACCGGGUGCUCUCGGGCAGAGGCUCUCCGAAUCGCCAACACCAUCGAUACCAAGGGUAGAGAAGUGAUCCAAGUCUCGAGUGAUCCUAGCGUCCUGAUCCAGACUUCCAAGACGAUCAGUCAGAUCGAUCUCACCGUCACCGUCAGGACGGCUCACGACCUAUUCUGCGAACAGAUCGCCGAUCUGAUCAUCAAUUUCCUCGUCGACUUGGCUUCCUGUCGGCUAUACAACGUCGCCCCCGAAGAUGAAUCCUGGCUCAAAUCGAUGAUCACCCGCAAGCUUCGUGAGCGACCAGCGUUGGGAUACGAAGGCGGCGGUCGGAGUCGAUUUGCCCGUUUAUUACUCAAUGACGUCAAGCUUUGGAAAGAGGCUCGCGACAAACUCAAGUCCUUGUACAUCUCCUUGCUCGCCUUGGGCCAGUCCGUCAAACUCGAAUUGGGCAUCCUCUUCGCCUCAGUCUUCCCCCAACUCAUCGAAUACAACUUCCUCGUCGACCGAGAACCGGAACACAACAUCCUCCUCUUCAGUCUCCAGAUCGUCACCGUCCCCAGUGUGAUCGUCAUCCUGGUCAAAGAGCAUGGAUUCCUCAAGAUGAUCAUCGACCUACUCUACUCUUUCUUUACCCAUCAAUUCUUACCUGCUGGAGUACCGGAGAACGAAUACAAGCACAUCGUUUAUCCUCCAGACCAUCAGAUCACCGGGAUCAAUCCAGAAGGAAUGGCUUUCCGUCACAAACGAUACUACCAUCUCUUCCACGAACUCAAUCUGGUCCUGAGCUCUCCCGGCGUUCAAAAAGCGAUCUGCGAGGAUGUCGAACAUCUCAAGACACUCAUCAACUUCUUGUCUCUGUUUACGAACAUGAACCCCAACAGACGAGCGGUGCAUCUACACGUUGAAUUCGAAUCGGAUGCCUGGGUGACGGCCUUCAACCUGACGAUCCAGUUGGCUAAACUGUGCAAGUUCUUUGGGGAGUGUUACUCCAAGGCGAACCCGGAAGAGUUCGUGGUAGCCGUGCGGACAUUGGUGCCCAGUCUGAUCGACCCCGACCAGGCGUACCACAACGUCAACUUUGGCUCCUGCGAAGCGGUCGAUGGCUCGGCCGUCGAUUCUGGUGUCUGCUAUCGCUGCAUCGACUUCAGGACCGAUCGGGAGCUGAUCAGCUUCCACCACCCCUUGAACUGGCUCUUCGCCGAAAUCAUGCGCAGCGUCCAUCUCAUCAACUUCGAACAGGUCCACCAUCUUGGCGUCUAUGGUGUCGGCGAUCUCUUGAUCCCGGAAAACGCUCUACCCGCAGAAGCAGAUGUUGCACCAUUAGCUCUAUCAGAAAAUGUGAUUUGCGUUGCAUCGCUGCUGGCCCAGGUCCGCGCGGGUUUAUGGGUCCGAAAUGGGUUUGGUGUUCGUGCACAACAACUGCAUUAUCGGGAGUACAGCCUCAGAGAAACGACGUUUGAUCAGGACAUCUUCCACUUGCAAGUCUUACUUGCAGCCAAAGAUCCAAGCCAUGUGCUUGUGGCGAUUGUCGAUCGGUUUGCGAUGAGACAAUGGUGCAACGGGGAGUUUCUCUCAGAUCGCGUGUACGAGCCGAGUCAAAUGAUCGCGAUGCUCGAAGAGUUGUUGCAUCUCUUAAUCAUCUUACUCUCCGAGCCCUCUGGGAUCAGUGGAUCGAGUCGAGAUGAAAACUUAAAACGAGAGAUCAUCCAAGUCCUCUGUCUCGGUCCGAUGUCAUACUCGGACACCAUCAAACGAAUCCCAGACCGAUACAUCCAAGACUCGUCCUUCGAUAGGGCAUUAGCUAAACUGGCCGACUUCAAACCACCAGUGGGCUCGAGUGACGUCGGGAUGUAUUCGUUGAAGCCUGAGUUUUUGGAAGAAGUCGACCCAUACUAUUGCAGAUUUGGCCGUAAUCAACGCGAAGAAUCUGAGCGGAUCGUCGUGGAGCAUUUGAAAAAAACUACUGGCGAAGCAGAUCCAGUGCUGGUACCUAAGUGUCUUAAGAUCAACUCGGGGCCGUUUGCCUGUAUCAGCCAUACCUAUCAUUCCGAAGUCUUGCUUCAAAUAAUCUUUUACUCAUUGGCCAGGGUGAACCCGACGAUGAAAGGAUACUCCGAAUAUCUGGCCGAUGAGGCGAUCCACCUGGUGAUGAUGGGCUUAGUCGAGCAGCCGGAUGUGUUUGCCAAGAUGGCGAUCGAAAAGAAGCUGCCGCUGAAGGGCGCCAAUCCGCACACAAUGACGCUGAAGAUGAUGUUGGAGGCGGUGGAUGCUGAGCCGGCGAUGAAGAGCGUCCAGAAAAAGGUGAACUGGUGCCUCGACCGGAUGGCGUCGAUCUUCGGCUUGCAGAGGACCGACGGCAAGUCCGCCGAGUCUGCCACCAAUGCCGAGCAGAUCGCCAUCCAAGCCGACGAGCAGAAGAAGGAGGCCGCCAAGGCCCGUCAGAACGCGAUCAUGAACCAAUUUGCCGCCGCCCAGCAGGCGUUCCUCCUCCAACAUGAUCUCGAUGAUGAUGAAGAUGAUGAAGAGGACGAUAGCGAUGGUCAAACGUCGACGAGCAAGAUGGCCCUCGAUCCGGAGAUCGAGAAAACCUACGGAAAUUGCAUCGUAUGUCAAGAAGAUUUGACCAAGGCCCGUUGCUUCGGGGCACUCGGUCUCGUCCAGCGUAGCCGGAUGGUCAGGCUUACCCCAGUCCAUCUCGAACCGGAACAAGCGGGUCUAUGGUUCGAAGAGGCAUUGCUGACUCCUGAAAGUCUUGAUAUCGAUGGAAGGAAGCGCUCGCCAGCGGGCGUCGCAAGCAGACAGCCUGUCAACAUAUCCGACACCAAAAUUGGAGCCGAUGGCAGUCUCGAACCGGUGGCGUGGGUGCCGCGAGGAUUCCCGAAUGGGGCUGGCAAUCGGUCCGGCCUGUUUGCCUCGGUCUGUGGCCAUCUCAUGCACUUCGCCUGUUUCCAGACCUACUACAAGUCCAUCGAGCUCCGUCAUGGAACCCAAGUGACUCGGAACCACCCCGAGAGCAUCGACCGAUGCGAGUAUCUCUGCCCGCUGUGCAAGUCUAUCGGCAAUAUCUUCCUGCCCUCCGUCGACUCCAGCACGCCGCUCGUCAAGCCACAGAAUUCUCCUCCCGCCCCGACCGAUCUGGUCGAUUGGAUCACCUCGGUAGACGCGAUCGAGAGCAAGAUGAAAGAGGAAACGGGCGCAGACAAUUACAGCCAACUGUUCUCGUUGAAUGAGUAUGGGGCCAUCAAGUCCUGGAUGGUCCAUCUCAAACUCGACCCUCAUCCGCGCCGCUCUUCGCCACAGACGAUAAUGACGAGCAGCAGCAGGCUAGGGAACGACGAGCAGGCGAUGCUGGAGCGAUUUCUGACGGUGACCGCGGCGCUGAACCGGGAGUUACCGGACCCGUCAGAGGCGCUGGGGCCGGACACGUCGGACGGGCUGGGCCAGGCGACGCUGACGCGGGACCUGAUCGGCUACACGAUCUCGUGCACGGAGAUCGCCGCCCGAGGCCUGGCUCAGCCGGGCGGCGUGGCCAGCUCGAUCUCGGAAACCCAGCACCAGCUGAUCAGCAGCCUUCUUGCCGUGCUCGGCUGGCUCCUCGAGGCUGAGAGCGGCCAGCCUUCGAUCGAGAAAUAUGCCACCGGCCUCUUGAUCCGCCAGCUCACCCCCGCCAACAUCCUGGCCCGUCCGGCUCAUCUCGCCGGCCACCUCCCCCGUCGACCGUUGCUGUUCUCCGAGCCGUUGUCGCUGCUGGUCCACUGUGCGAUCGCCGCGCCGGACAAACUGGGCCUGGUCAUCCCGCUCUGCUACCAGCUCGAACUGCUCAGAGUGAUGAUCGGACUGUGCUUCGUCUCGAAGAAGUUUCCGUACAAAUGGUGGACAUCCGAGCCCGUCAAGACGGACCGGACGAAGCCCGACCGGAAGCGCGAGGGCGGCGCGCUGGGCCUGCUGCUCGCCAAAGUGGUCGACGUCUGUGGCGCCGAGGGCUCGGCGUUGGUCUCCGCUGACGACUGGGAGCUCGAGCGGAUCGUCCGGCUCUACACCCUGCCCUUCCUCCGUCGGGCCUGGAUCCUCCUGAACGUGGUCUCCAAGCAAGCCCCGCUCAACGGGCGUGCCGGGACAACAGCGGCAGAGGAGCAGGAGGACGAGCAUGUGCGGCUGAAGCGGGCGAUGCAGAUCCCGAGUUUCUUGGACUUGCGCGGCGACGAGCCGGACGACCCUGCGACAGGCAAGAAAACAAACACGCAGAUCUACCGACUGAUGAUCGUGGGCUGGCUAGGCGAGCUGACGGAGUAUGUGCGGGCGCACUACGGCUUACGAGGCGGUGCCGGUGGCGGUGUCGCUGGGGGGGUCGAGGGGGUGGUGGGACUAGUGGAAGACUUCCGGCUGCGCGACGGCUUCUUCACCCUCGAACAUCCCGUCAUCUACGAGCUCCUGGGUCUCCCCACCAAGUUCGACAAGCUCCUCAGUCGCGCCGCCGCCAAGAAAUGCGCCAACUGUAACGCCGUGCCCAACGACCCUGGCAUCUGUCUCCUCUGCGGAGCUACGGUCUGUGUGCAGGCUUUCUGUUGCACGAAUCGGAACUUGGACGAGGAGCCUGAACACGGCGAGUGUAAUGUGCACAUGUGGAAUUGUGGCGGGUCAGUAGGCGUGUACCUGUUGAUCAAGAAAUGCUCGACCCUGUUCUUGGCGGCGGAGAACGGGGCGUUCUCGAUGGCGCCGUAUCUGGACGAGCACGGGGAACACGACGUGGGCAUGAAGAGGGGAAGGCCCCAGUUCUUGCACCAGGCUAGGUGGGACGAGAUCCGUCGGGUGUGGCUUACCCAUAACGUGCCCACUUUCGUCGCCAGACGGCAGGAGGCGAGCACCGAUGUCGGCGGCUGGCCGACUUUUUGA
Messenger RNA from Puccinia triticina, 6186 nucleotides. RefSeq lists its product as uncharacterized. The transcript has 6 exons. Gene Ontology annotation, cellular component: cytoplasm; ubiquitin ligase complex. Gene Ontology annotation, biological process: protein ubiquitination; ubiquitin-dependent protein catabolic process via the N-end rule pathway. Gene Ontology annotation, molecular function: ubiquitin protein ligase activity; zinc ion binding. Lineage: Eukaryota; Fungi; Basidiomycota; Pucciniomycetes; Pucciniales; Pucciniaceae. Bases 1 to 6186 code for a protein of 2061 amino acids. The record is from RefSeq and is a predicted model, not a curated record.